UAUAGAAGUAGUCCCUAUCAAACCUUGAAUUUUAAGACACGAAGGUAACGUUAACGGUAAAAUCAAUGAGUUCUGCGGACACCAGACGUAACGUUAAGGCAGGACACAGAAAUGGAGGGGGAAUGGAGAAAGGAUUCGUCCAGAAGGUCCAUUCUCCUCACCCGUGCCUAAAUGAUUCAUCGGAGGGAGAUAUUCAGGCCUUCCUCAUUGAUGAAGACCAACUCCACACUUAUGACGACCUCACCAAAGUUAACCCAGUGACCCCAACAACAGUGCUGAAAUGCCUGCAGGCCAGGUACCGUGUGAAGGUGUUUUACACCCAUGCUGGCUGCACCUUGGUGGCUCUUAACCCCUUCCAGCCAUUCCCAGACCUCUACUCUCUGGAUGUGAUGAAGGAGUAUCACUGCGCUCCUCAGCCCCAGGAGUUCAAACCACACAUCUUUAUUGUGGCAGAAGAAGCCUACAGGAAUGUUCAGGGCCAGCUGGAGCCAGUGAACCAAUCGUUGGUGGUCAGCGGUGAGAGCGGUGCAGGAAAGACGUGGACGUCUCGUUGCCUGAUGAAAUACUACGCUACUGUGGCGGCCUCCUCCUCAGUGUUGAAGAGUCAGGACACAGUGGAGAGGAUAGAGAGGAGGGUGCUGGACUCCAACCCCAUCAUGGAAGCUUUCGGCAAUGCCUGUACGCUGCGGAACAACAACAGCAGUCGCUUUGGAAAGUACAUCCAGCUCCAGCUAGACAGAUGUCAGCUGUUAGUGGGGGCGUCUGUGCAAACAUAUUUGCUCGAGAAGACCAGGGUGGCUUGCCAACUGGCUAAUGAGAGGAACUUCCACAUAUUUUACCAGAUGAUGAAAGGGGCCACGGAUGAGCAGAGUAAGGAGUGGAAGAUGCCACGUGGCCAACACUUUGUGUGGCUGCCAAAUUCAGAAAAAACAGUGGAGGAGGAUUGCUUUCAUGAGACUGUCACGGCAAUGGUUCAUCUGGGCAUUAAUGCAGAAAGUCAGAGACAAAUAUUUAAGAUAUUAGCAGGGAUUCUGCAGUUGGGGAAUUUGAAUUUCUCCUCUUCAACGGAUGAAUCACAACCUUGUAACCUAGAUGAACAGUCCAAAGACUUCCUGCAGAGGGCCGCGGAGCUGCUGUGUGUCCCUGCUGAGGAGCUUCAGAUGUGUUUAAGAGUGAGGACGUUGAAGGCGGGGAAGCAGAGCGUUUUCAAGCCCUGUUCCCAGGCAGAGUGCAGCAUGAGGAGAGACUGCCUGGCCAAGGCCAUCUACGCCCAAUUAUUUGAGUGGCUGGUUACAUUCAUCAACAACAGCAUAUGUGCAGGCCCAUCCACAUGGUGCAACUUCAUAGGAGUUCUAGAUGUGUACGGGUUCGAGUGUUUCCAGAUCAACAACCUGGAACAGCUGUGCAUCAACUACGCCAAUGAGAAACUGCAGCAGCACUUUGUGGCUCAUUAUCUCCGAGCUCAGCAGGAGGAAUAUGUGUCAGAGGGGUUGAAGUGGUCCUUUGUCAAAUACCAAGACAACCAGAGCUGUCUGGAUCUUCUAGAGGGAAGCCCUGUCAGUGUGUUUUCUCUACUUAAUGAGGAGAGUCGUCUUAAUCGAGCCUCGGACCCAAAGACGUUCAGGGUUCGUUUGGAGAAGGAGCUCGGUGAUAAUGCCAACAUCAGCUGGGACAAGUUCAGCAAGGAGCCACACUUCACCGUGGCCCAUUACGCUGGCAAAGUCAACUACCAGAUGGAGGGGAUGGUGGAGAAAAACAAGGACCCAGUGCCACCAGAGCUUAUUAACCUGCUGCAGAAGUCUGACAACCCCCUGCUUCACCAGAUCUUCACCGACAACGAAACUGAGAAUCCAACUACCAAGGGGCUCAGUAAAGUCACUGUGGUCUCCAAGUUCAAGAACUCUCUGGAGAGCCUGAUGAGGAUCCUCCACAGCACAACUCCUCACUACACUCGCUGCAUCAAACCCAACCCAGAGUGCAAUCCACUGAGCUUCAAAAAGGAGGAGGUUAUCAUGCAGCUGGAGGCCUGCGGGAUUGUGGAGACUAUUCAUAUCAGUGCUGCUGGCUUUCCCAUAAGAAUUCCUUUCCAAGGCUUCAUGCAACGCUACGGACUGAUAGCAAAAUAUUCACAUUUCAAGUCGGGGAGUCAUUGUGUUGAUGUGGAGGCUGAUGGCAACGACAGUCUUCGGCGAGAGGUGGAGAAGCUCCUCAGGGUCGUGUUACAGCACAAGGCGUUCGAGCCCUCGCGCAAACAUGACAGUGAAAAACCCAAUUCAUGGGUGCACUGCGGAAGGACUAAAGUUUUUCUUACCCAAUCGAUGCUAGAUUUGCUGGAGGAUCAGAGGAAGAAGAUCCUGUCUCAGUGUGCCUUCUCCAUUCAGUGCUGCUGGCAGCGGUACCAGCGCCGCAGACGUCACGCCCGCCAGCAGUCUGCUACUCUGAUCCAAGCAGCGCUGCGGUCCUGGCUGGUCAGGAGGCGGGUCCAGAGAUGGAACAGAGCAGCUGCAGUCAUCCAGAAUACCUGGAGGAAGUGGAGGGCACUAUUGAAAUCCUUGGCUGAGGCAGAACUGGAUGAUGCAAAGGACUUUGUGGGGGCGGACGAUGCGCCAGCAUUGGACCCUGUUAUCAGGGAGCGGGGCUUGGUGCAGCUCUCCUCCAUCCAGGAGCCUGUCCCAGUGCGAGGGUGGCCCAUGGGCCUGGCUCUGGCCUCGGCCCCGUCCAUCACCAUGUCUCUGACCGCCACAGGCUUCCAGAAGAUGAUGUCUGUGAUGGCCUCCCUCAGCCUGCCCUCCACCAGAGGGGGGUAUAAGGUGCAGCCCAACCAGUACUCCCAGGAACUAGCCACCAUACGGGCUCAACCCAAGAGGUCUGUAAAGCUGCACUAUCGGCGAUCUCCACUUCUCUAUGCUGACCGGCAACCAGACAUGAAGAGUGACGUCACGGGGUUCAACGCCAUCCUCCUAGAGAACACUUUGUAAGAGUUCCCCCCAAAAAGGCUGAUGUCAUGGACACAGAUUAAAGGACGAUCUGGCACCCAGCUGUUUUUGCAGGGAAGCAUCUGCUAUUCCAUAAUCUGACACAAAGGGAACAAACCUGGUAUUUUAUGAUGUCAUUUUGUUAAAUGUGUUUAAAGUUUUUAUUGACAACUCCAACUUUUUUUUAAUUAAGAAUGCCAAACUUUCAUUUUGCAUCUCAAUUUGUGUAUUACAAGGGUGUGAAACCUGCCACCUGGCAUAAUAAUAUUUGAACUCACCAGGAGGUCAGGUAAGAUAAUGCGCUGUGGCUGUGGCAUGAACCUGAUUUACUUAUCAUAAAUAAUUUUUAGUUGCAUUCAGGCUCUAGGGACUUAAAAAAAAACAAAAAAACAUCUCUAAUUCAAAAUCUCAGACAGUA
Molecule: messenger RNA, 3393 nt
Organism: Perca fluviatilis (European perch)
Lineage: Eukaryota; Metazoa; Chordata; Actinopteri; Perciformes; Percidae
Product: unconventional myosin-XIX
Exons: 24
Coding region: 66-2978 (970 amino acids)
Biological process (GO): vesicle transport along actin filament; actin filament organization
Cellular component (GO): actin cytoskeleton; myosin complex; cytoplasm
Molecular function (GO): actin filament binding; microfilament motor activity; ATP binding
Source: RefSeq, a predicted model, not a curated record